AUGAGGGUUUCGAGGCUAUCUGCAGCAACCGCUGCAUUGAUUUUAUCGACACAGGUGUCUGCGCAAACCUAUACUGAUUGCAACCCUCGAGAACAAACUGGCUGUCCAGCUGACCCAGCACUCAGCGGUUCCGCAAGCUUCGAUUUCACACGAGGAGCCCAACACAAUUGGACGACAAGCGGCACAGUCACAUACAGCAGCAGCACUGGAGCGGGUUUCACAGUUGCCAACAAGGGUGAUUCACCGUUAAUCACUUCCGACUUCUACAUCAUGUGGGGACAUCUCGAAGUCGUGCUUCAAUCCGCUCCCGGUACCGGCAUUGUUAGCAGUAUAGUGAUGCAAUCAGACACACUAGACGAAAUCGAUCUCGAAUUCCUUGGCGGCGACGCCUCGAGCGUUCAGACAAACUACUUCGGUCACGGCGACACUUCCGAAUACAAUCGUGCGCAGACAAUUGCAAUGUCAAACAAUCAGCACAGUUUUCACACAUACACAAUCGACUGGACCGCCAACAUGAUUGUAUGGCAGAUUGACGGGACUACCGUUCGCAGCAUGUCUCCUGCCACUGCUAAUUCAGGCCAAUACCCCCAGACCCCGAUGAUGAUCAAGAUCGGUAUCUGGGCUGGAGGUGACCCCAGCAAUCCAUCCGGCACAAUCAACUGGGCCGGCGGAACCACGGAUUACAGCAAGGGCCCAUUCACCAUGUACUGCAAAUCGGUGUCGGUGAUUGAUUAUUCGACUGGAAGCGAAUACGUAUACACCAGCAAAAGUGGUACUGCCGACUCAAUCUCGGCUGUUGGCGGAAGUGUUGAUGGGAACAAGGCUGCGACCGCAUCAGUUGCGACGGAUGCUUCAGCAGCAACAAUCACUUCAUCUGGAGGCGAAGCUCCUAUUCCGUGGUCUGGCACUCAUAGAGAGACUUCGUCGUGGAGUACCCCGAACAUUUGGCCCUGGGUAUCGACGGCCACGGCAUCGAUUACCAAUAGUAAUCCUUCAUCGGAGCAUACUACUUCAGGAGGUGGCAAGUUAGCGCCAUUGACGGUUUCUCAGAAAUAUUUCCCUGUCUAUUUCAUCUCCGCAUCCGUCGUCUUUGGGCUUCUCUUCCCACUAUGGCGUUAA
This is a messenger RNA of Talaromyces marneffei, 1119 nucleotides long. RefSeq lists its product as uncharacterized. Gene Ontology annotation, molecular function: glycosyltransferase activity; hydrolase activity, hydrolyzing O-glycosyl compounds. The coding region runs from base 1 to 1119 and encodes 372 amino acids. The record is from RefSeq and is a predicted model, not a curated record. Gene Ontology annotation, biological process: fungal-type cell wall organization; carbohydrate metabolic process. Lineage: Eukaryota; Fungi; Ascomycota; Eurotiomycetes; Eurotiales; Trichocomaceae. The transcript is spliced from 3 exons. Gene Ontology annotation, cellular component: fungal-type cell wall.